AUGGACGAAUAUUGUUCAUUGUAUAAAGAGAUCCAGUCUCUAACUGCUCUCACAUCACUCAUUUUCCAGCGGCCUCCGGAUGGUAUGGACUAUGGCGAGUUCGGUAAAGAGAAAUCACCACCUAAGGAACCCGAGCAGGGGACCGACGAAGAGCUAGAUAAGCUCCCUGACGAAACAGACUUCGAAGACGACGUGACAACCGGUGUUUCAACGACGACUCUUAUUCUCUUGAAACAGCGAUCGUUGGAUCGCCUUGCUGAGGUUUUGGCCAGAUUCAAGACACAAAAGACCGGUCGGCAUGGGAGGGGAAAGAAAAAAGAUGCCCAUCUUGAUGCGAAACAUGUCACGAGUGUGGCUAUGGUGGAGAACAGUACUCUUCAGCGUGUAACAUUCCUUUGCUCGAAGAAUGAGGGCCUGAAGGGCGAGGAUGAAGUGUUCCUAGAAAGGCUAUGCGAGCUACUAACCUCUAUCUUGAAAAAUGGUCAAAGGCAAACCUGUCAAUCGGAGGUGUUUGAUCUCAUAUUUGAGCACAAUACACCUCGAGUUGAAUAUUAUUCUGGGGUAAUUCAAGACGCAUUUAAGCGGGCAUCCGGUCUUAAAGUACCAGAUACGCUCACAGAAGAUACCAUUAAAGAUAUGGUAGAUCAGAAACUCGAGGCAAGGCUGUGGGAGGGUCUCAUUAUCAACAUCGAUGGGAGACAACGUGAAGUUUCGCAGGAACUCCCAGACUGCCUCUCGGACAAAGAUCUGGAUAAAGCGGUGAUAGAGACGUGUGACAGAAUACGGAGUCUUUUUAAGGUGUCUAAUUCUCAUAGUACGCGCAAUGAUGAGUUACGGGACUUCCUCGAGAGCUUUUAUGCCAUCAUUCGAAACCCCAGACAACGGCCAGCCCUGAAGAAUCUCCUUAAGCAAGCGCUACAUGGCAGCGAAAAGCUUUUCACAAAAGCGUGGGAUGCUCUUCUAUUCCUCGCGCGAACUUUCCAUGCUGCAGUGACAUUGGUCGAACUGGCGUCCAAGCUGAAGUUGAAGCUUUUCAAUUCAUUCAGAUUCGUCCCCGUUUCAGCUUGCAUGUUCAAAACCAAGACCUACGCUCCACUGGGGAAAGAUUUACCCCUAAAGGUCUUGGGAGCACUCCCGUGUCAGCCGGAGGGCAAUGGAUGGGUAAAGCUUUUGCAAGACCAAAGGACGAUCAACGAAUAUACAAACAUACUUCGUCUCCCCAGAUCGAUCCAUGCGGAGGUUCAGCUGAUGGGCUACCUUGAGACCUCCUUAUCCAAAAACAAUGACCAGGUUUUUCCAUAUAUUGGAUGCAGUAAAAAGUGCUGCUUCUUCUGUGAAGUAUUUCGGGCGCUUCACGGUAAGUUCUCUGCACGUGGAACGCAUGAAACAGUUUUUCCCAGGUGGGGAUUACCUCAAGGCAUAGCGGUAACUAGCAAGCUAGAGUGGCUAGCUCCACUGAUGGCUAAACUUGCUGUAUUCCUGAGAGCAAUGCUCCGGAGGGUGCUCAGUGAGCCUUAUCCCCUUCCCCACAGAGAGCUAUGUAAGCAAUCAUCGGCAGCAUUAUCCACGGCGCAGGCCGAACAGCAGGGCGAGUCAAUAUAUUCUGAAAGGCCAUCAAUGUUCAGAUUCAAUGAUGGGUGCAGAUUAAAUACCGCGCAGGCUGAAGUAUUCAAACUGUUUGUAACAAUAAGGGGCUCUAUUUGUCAAAUUCCGGACACUAACUCUUCAACGUGGAUCAACUUUGGAUUCUGCUACUGCACCUCCUUCCAACAACGCCAGGAACUCUCUCUCAAAUAUUUGUUGUUGGCCGCGUCCAACGCGAGCUUUGACGACAUAGUCUCCGCAUACGAAACAACCACGAUGGCAGAAUUGAUGACGAAACAUGGAAUCGACCUGUCAGACCUCUCCCAAAAGGGAGUUAGACUCCAAAGACCUUCCGGGAUGGUGUACUCUGUCUUCCGGCUCAUGAUCGGAGUAAGCCAUGCUCUCUCUGGCAGGUUUUGCAGCUGCUUUCGAAUGCAACCCGAUCAACCAUGCCACCACUAUUUCGAGCCACAUUUCGAUUCUGAGUGUGACGUAGCCUAUGGCUUCCACCUAACUAAUAGCUGGGAGAGGUGGCAGCUUCUGAACUUCUACCGGCAUUUGUUCAACUUGCCAGAGUUCGAUCCCAGGGCUAUGGCAGCAGCAAAGGAGAGCCCCGAACGCGGAGCUCUUGAGUGGUAUAUUGACACUUUGGUUCCAGAUAUGAGACCAAGAAUUUUUGAUAUGGAUCGAGCAGGGUCUAUUCUAUUCCCAAAUUUUAAUGCUGGGAUUAGUGUGACUAUUCAAGGUGCGGAGGAAAGUUCUCAUCUCCCUUGUCAUUGUAGGGUGCACGAUGUCUUGGGUCCACCAGGUCUCUGCUAUGGGAAGGGGGAUGAUAUACUGGACAAGGCAUGA
Molecule: messenger RNA, 2436 nt
Organism: Aspergillus oryzae RIB40
Lineage: Eukaryota; Fungi; Ascomycota; Eurotiomycetes; Eurotiales; Aspergillaceae
Product: nucleic acid/nucleotide deaminase domain-containing protein
Exons: 4
Coding region: 1-2436 (811 amino acids)
Molecular function (GO): zinc ion binding
Source: RefSeq, a predicted model, not a curated record